Messenger RNA from Blastomyces dermatitidis ER-3, 4752 nucleotides. RefSeq names its product ESCRT-III component. Gene Ontology annotation, cellular component: cytoplasmic side of plasma membrane; multivesicular body; ESCRT III complex. Bases 469 to 1140 code for a protein of 223 amino acids. The transcript has 4 exons. The record is from RefSeq and is a predicted model, not a curated record. Lineage: Eukaryota; Fungi; Ascomycota; Eurotiomycetes; Onygenales; Ajellomycetaceae. Gene Ontology annotation, biological process: vesicle budding from membrane; late endosome to vacuole transport via multivesicular body sorting pathway.
AGCUGACAUAAGCAAGGGCGGGCGUUCAAAUAGAGUUGUGCACGUGGUGUUACUACUCAUGGAUAGCUUAGAGCCUCACCACACCAGACGAAGACGAUCACGACCACCGCCCGCAUCCCGAAACCUCGCUAGCCGACUCACCGCAACCAACAGGCCGACCAGCACAGCCAUACCUCUGCGUAUCUCUCCCUAGAAACUGUUGCCGUCGUUUAUCCUACUCAAGUCUCCACUCUAUAUGGUUUCCUAGCCCUUCCCGUUAUCAUCCCGCCUCCUACUCUCAUUCUGCCGCCUAACCACUCUACCAUCCCGCAUUUACCAACUUUGAUACCUAUCGCAGCGCCCGCAUCCGAAAGUCAAGGUUCCACGCCCAUAUCUAUAACCACUAUUCCACAGCCCCCCUGUCCUACAACCUCUUGUGAGCCACUUUUUUCAGAGCUUUCCUAGCCAGCUGCUUUUUUGACCGUCACCAUGUGGUCGUGGUUUGGCGGCGGAUCUGCCCAGCAGCGGAAGGAUGCGCCUAAAAAUGCCAUCCUUUCCCUGCGCCAACAACUCGAUAUGCUUCAGAAAAGAGAGUCAUUUUUGGAGAACCAAAUGGCAGAACAAGAUGCUCUAGCCCGGAAGCAUGUUGCUACAAAUAAAAAUGCUGCAAAGGCUGCCCUAAGACGGAAGAAAGUCCAUGAGAAAUCCCUCGAACAGACAAACGCGCAGAUAAUUCAGAUUGAACAACAAAUAUCCUCUAUCGAGGCGGCGAAUAUUAACCAAGAAACCCUCCUCGCAAUGAAGAAUGCUGGAAAGGCCAUGAAACAGAUCCACAGCGGGCUUACGAUCGAGAAAGUAGAUGAGACCAUGGAGGAACUACGAGAACAACACGCACUCAGCGAAGAGAUCGUAACCGCUAUAACAAGUACCCCUUUAGGCGAUCCACUAGACGAAUCCGAGCUGGAGGCAGAACUCGAGGGGAUGCAACAACAACAAAUAGACGAACAAAUGCUCAAAGGCGGGACUGUGCCAGUUGCAGAUCAACUGGGUACCUUACCUGCAGCCGCAAAUGGACCACUCAAGGGCAAAGAAAAAGCCACCCCAGAAGAGGACGACGAGGAAGCGGAGCUGGAGAAACUGCGAGCGGAGAUGGCGAUGUAACGUGCAACAGAAACGCUCCGUUUUUUUUUAUUUUUAAUUGUGCUAUCAUGAGAAAUGGGAAUGGGAGUAAAAGAUAAAUAAACUAUUUGCCUCUUGUUAUUCAACGGGCGCAUUCGGGGGCAGGGGGUGGGUGGAACAAGACCAUUACACUUCGUCCAGAAUCUCACAUCCUAUUGUAAGUCAGUCUGUCUGUCUUUUUCCCGCUUUUGAACCCUCUUGCCGAAUUUACCCACUUGCCUCGAUGUUUGGUAUAAUGCACUUACUUUUUGUAACUCGUGCCAUCAUCCUCAUCAUCAUCCAUCAAUCAGCGACACAAAUUCUAUCUAUAUCCACACCCCCCUUUUCUCCAAUUUACAUACAUCUAUCAUGGUCGAACCCAUACUAUGUAUGGUAUGGGGUCUUUUCUUUUCUUUUCUUUUCUUUUUUUUUUUUUUUUUUCUUUUUCCCUGCUUUUGUGCUACCUCUCGCGCCCUUGUAUUGCUGCCGAUUUUGCGGUUUUCCUGUUUCUAGCCUUACUUUACAUGUCAUUUUUCCUUUUUUUCCUUUCUUUCCUCUUUUUAUUGCUCAAAUCAUGGAUAUAAUGACGAGAUGGAUGGUUAACCAUUAUUCUCCCGGCGCCCUUUUCUUUUCUUGUUAUAUUUUCCUCCUUUCUCUCCUAGCUAAUAGCCUAGAUCUCAUCUAGCUACACAACGUAACUACGUCUUAAAAAAAUGUAAAAAAGAAUUAAAUAAAAACGCGCUGUAUUGUGGUAGCAAACGGGCCAUGCGUUUUGAAGUUCAAAAUAAAUAACAGGCGAGACAUGAUAGCAAAAAAGAUAAAAAGAAAAAAAGAAAAAGAGUAAACGAAACCAAGACGGAAGAAGAGGCAUGAACGAAAAUAAAUUAAUCAUGCUUCAGGUUGUCUUAGUCCGUCUAAUGCAUGUGGAAAAAGAAAAAAAAAAUACCAAUCCAAAACCAAACCAGCGCUUCUUUCUCCGUUGCAAUGAGCUCCGCUUCCCAACCCAGCCAGCCUUUGCCCUAGCGUUAAAAAUUACCUUAACCCAAAAAGAUAAAAGAAAAGAGAAUAAUAGAAAAAGAGAAAAAAGACAAAAGCCAACGAUAUAUGAGAUUCAUUCCCUUCGUUUCUCAUUCGUUCAUAAGAAGGAAAAAGAGAGGAAACAUGAAAGAUGAAACAGUAGAAAGAUAUAAUGGGGGUUAAUGAAGAUUGAGACAGAGGCGGAUGAAAAACCAGCAAAAGGGCCGGAGCAAAGUGCGUCAAGGCGAUGGUAGAUAGAUAGAAGGGAGAAGAAGGGAAAUAGGAGAAGGAGAACGAAACGUAACAGAUCAUUAGUUAUGUACAGGCCGUUUCCAAAAAUCCCUUGAUAAAAAAAAUAAAAAAAAAUAAAAAAAAGGGCAAAAAAGUACGGAUUGGGGAGGGGGAAAGAGUCACCGCAAGCGCGUGGAUCCACCAAUACCAAAAGGAAGAAAAAAGGGAAAUAAAAAAAUCAUUCCUCAUUCAAGCCUGCGAUUAUUCCCUUCAAAGCAUCAAUGAUGACGGAUUCAUCCUUUGGCUCUCCACCGGGGAACGAGCUUUCCGUCGCACCAUUGAGCACGCGGUCGCGAGCACUUCGUAAGACUUUAGAGAUGUAUUCUUUAUCUUCGUAGUCUUCCAUCAGUACUGCUUCGAAGUUAUCGAUGGCUUGGUUUGCUCGGUCGAGGAAUGACGGUUCAGGCUCUGGAGGCGAUGGAGGAGGCUGGGGUGUUUGAUUUGAUGCUGGUGGUGCUGGUGACGGUUGAUGCUGGUGUUGUUGACUGUGGAUAUGGGGAGGAUGUUGGGUUGAAGGGGAAGGUUGGGCCUGAGGGUGGUAUUGCGGUUGAGGGGGAUUCGCAUUAGGAAGUGAAGGGGAUUUGGGAGCAGAGUUAUUAGUGGGAGGAGGUAGGGUAUUUUGGGGGGGGAGGAGGGUGUGAUUGAGGAAUUUGUAUUGUUCGGGGGGAGGGGGUCGAUGCUGCUGCUGCUGUGGUGGCGGCGGCGGCGGUGGUGGUUGAUGUUGAGGCUGAUGUUGAGGUUGAGGAGGUUGAGGGUUAGUUUGAGGGUUGGGUUGAGGGUGGGGUUGAUGUUGCUGUUGGUUUUGAUGUGGCGGUUGUUGGGGAUGAUGGGACUGUUGAGGUGGUUGCUGUAGCUGCUGCGGCUGAGACGAAGGAGGGGGAGGCGGUCGAUGCUGCUGCUGUUGUUGCUGCUGUGUUUGCGGUAGUGGUAGCGGAGGCGGAGGGGGGCGUUGUUGCUGUUGUUGCUGCAGUUGCGCUUGUAAUAUUUCCGGUGGUGGUGCUGAGGCGUACGGUGAUCGGUAGGUCGAGGUAGUAGGAGCUGCAAACGAUGGUGGGAGAUUAUUACGCAAUACAUUGGGAAGCGAAAAUUGAGCAGCAGGAUUUGGCACGGCGUAGGGACUAUUAUGUGACGGUGGAGCACCUCCUCCCAGGGAGGAUUGAUUGUUCCCUACGGGAGGGUAUGGGAACGGAAGAGAGUUAUGGCGCUCGGGCAUGCUUGGGCGGGAGGCAUUGAACUGAGUACCUCGGGUUGGCGCCAGGUAGGUUUGAUUGUUCCCAAGGUUUUGUGUGGCACUCUGUGAGGGAGGAGGGGGUGAUGGUCUCCGCUUCUUUUCCUUAUCAACAGAUGCUCCUGGCGCGAGUCUCCACGACCACCCCUUUCCAUCCCUUUCUGCAUGCUCAAACAAAUGCGCAUUGCCAUUAAGAUUGUGACGAACACUAGACGUCCAACCCUCAGUUUCACAUCUAAAUCGGAAGUACGGAUACUUCAGCUUCAGGGCGCGGUAUAUUUGCUUCAAAGUCAUUGGGGUUUUAGAUUCGGUAAGUGCAUCGAAAAUCAGAACCGCAUAGUUAUAUGGAGGCUUCGCGAGGUCCUCGCUUGUGUAGAAGCUCUCUGGGGGAUAAUCAGGGGACGGAGAUCUUGAUGGUUUUCGCUUUUUCAGGGGUGCCGGCUUGGGGAGAUCCUCAACCCCUAUGAUAGCAUUUACAUCACCGCCUUCAAUUGACGGCAUAACAGUAUCAGUAGUUGAAUCGGGCUUCUUGCGUUUCGUGUAUUUUCGUUUCUCCGCCUUUGCAUUUGAAGGAUCUUCCUGCCCAGAAUCCUUCCCAGUUUUACCGGUCUUCCCACGGGCUGAUGAAGGAGGUGGCGUUACUCCGCCGUUCGCUUCACGCUUAGCAGCCAAUUUCUGCUCACGGGCUAUUUCAGCACGUUCUCGUUUGGACAUGAUUCCAUCUUUGGGUGGGCGACCAGGGCCGCGACGGCGAGCGGGUUGCGAGGAGGCUUCCGGGCUGACUUCCAGUGAAGGUUUUGACUUGGACCUAGAUUCAUUACCAGAUUUCUUUGGUCGCGAUCGAUUGUCCGCCCCACUUAGCUCUGAACCAUCUGUCUCCAUAAUACCGGCGACUGCAUCACUACUAGCUAUAGCAUCUUUUUCUACCCGUUUGAGAUCAACUACCUCUUCUUCAUCGGCCAUUAUGGGUUCAUCCUGCUCUGCCCCAGUUUCACCAACGGGAACGUCAGGGAGGACAAACUUCACUCGUACUCCACCGAUUUGAAUGAAGUCACCACUAUGGAGCGGCCUAACUUGGC